GUAAUAUAUAAAAGAUAGUGCAAUUACUUAAGAAUCAUUGUACUAUAUACAAUCAAAAAAUGGAAAUGACAAGAAAAAGCGAAGUUUUUUUAAUGAAAAAACAAGAAAAAGAAUCGAUGGCUGUGUUUAACACUAUGUCAAAAGUUUUUACAUUAUCAAGAUCUCCAUGCAAUACAGCAUUUCUUGAGACACUGCUUUAGACAAUAAUAUAAUAUACAACAUAAACAAAGCUCAUGCAAGUUUGAAAUGGUUAUGAAUCACAAAAGAAUAUCUUCUAUUGCAUCAAGUUUAAUAAACUAUGGUUACUUAAGUAAAAGUAAUGAGCCAAGUCAACUGUUAAGCUAUGUAAAUUCCAUAAAUAUUAAUAAAGUUCAAAAUAUUGCUAAUGUUACUGGAAUUGCAAGGGAAGAAGUUUUUAAUUUCUUCAACACAACACACUCAUGUAUUAUAAAUGCAGCCACUCCAUUGAAUAAUACAGCCACUACAUUUAACAAUUCGUUUAAAUCAAAUGAAACCAUGAAAUCAAUUUUCUCCUUAUGUUUCUAUCUUGAUGAUCAAUUAAAUGAUGAGCAAUCAAAUGAUUAUCAAUUAAAUUAUCAUUGUGAUAUAAUAGGAUGGAAUCAUCAAGUCAUUGUAUUUAUAUGUUCAUUAGCUUAUAUCUUCAUGAUUAUUAUGACAUUUUUUACAAAAAGAAAGUUUUUAGCAUCAACUUUAUGUUGGGGUCGUCCUGGUUGCCUUUUUCCUGUUAACAUGCUUGACUCUUAUGAGAAUCGCUUUGGUUAUGCUUUGUCAUUUGGUUUAACUGCAUCAUCAUGUUAUUCAGUUAUUUCUUCUGAAUAUUAUGAUAUUGUUGGAAUGAAAAUGGCACAGCAAUUUUCUUUAUUACCAUUUUAUCUUUCAGUAUUUGUCACAAUGAUGUUAGCAGCUAUAAUAUCUGUAUCAGGAGCACCAUUCCUGAUUUGUCAGAGAUUAGAUAACCAACUUGUAGGUGGUUUAAUUGGACUGUGUAUGUCUUUGGGGUGGUUUGUGUAUGAGUUAUCAUGGAAGAUUCCUAUAUUAUCAGCAUGCAGUUUGGGUAAUUUUAAAUUAAGUGGAUUUAAAGCAUUGUCCUUUUUUUUGGAUUUGCCAAAACUUAUUUGUCUUUUGCUGUUAAUAAUAAAGUUUACAUGGACAGUUAUAAUUAAAAUCAAAUUCCGAUUGAAGCAAAGGAAAAAUGGUCAGGGUUUUAUUUGGAUGCAAACAGACAAAACAAAAUCUGGUAAUGAAUAUAUCUACAAGUACGUGGCUUCACUUUUGAAUAGUAAACAAAAAGAAUUACGAUGUGAUGACAAUAAGUUAACAAAGUUUAAAUUUAAAUGGGUGUUUGAUGAUAACAAAUCAGGUUUCAAGUUUUCUCUGAGAAUUAUAUCAUCAACAUUCAUUUCUUGUUUGGCUGUUUAUAUAGCAUUCAUCCAAAUUAUCAGGUUGUAUGAGUUACUAUUUGUUACUAUUGAAAAUUCUGGAGAUUUCAAGAGUUACAAAACUAUCACAGAUGCAUUGUUAGAGCUAUUAGGCAAAUCGUCAUACAUAAAGCAAUUAGUUAUUUGUAUUAAAGUUUCAAUAUGGAUUGCUGCUUUGCUUUCUGUUAGUUUAUUUUUAUAUGUUAUGGUGAACUCCUUAUUGUGGUACAGAUUUCACAUUUUAAGCUUAAGAAAAGGUGACUGGUCAUUUUUGCCUCCCUCUUUAAAAAGACACGAAUUGAUUUCGUCCAUUGAUAUUAUGGUUUCAAGCAUGAAUUUUGCAGGUUAUCAAGUUGCUUAUUCAUUAUGGGGUUUUUCAAUUUUAUUUAUGGCGCUUUUUGUUAUUCUAAUGUUUAUUAGUCAUCAAAUAAUCCUCCCAAUUAUAAACAAGGAAAACUCAUUUCUUCUUAGGCUGAUUAUCUCUUAUUGGCCUACAAUUUUAAUCGGAUGUGUUCUUAUAAUUCUUCAAAGAUUACUUGCUAGAUUCAUUUUAUUAAUUGAAAAAGAUGUGUUGGCUGUUGACAAUAGGAGAAUCUUUCACGGGACUGCAUUCUUUUUGCUUUAUUUCAACAUCUUUGUUGGGGUAUUUUUAUCAGCCUUACGUAUUAUAUAUAGUCUUACUUUGGGAGUUUUGUUUUAUCAGAGAAUGCAAAAAAGCUCACUACCGAGAUCGUUUGAAAACUGGGAUAAUGGUUACAUGUCAUACAUUGGUUAUAUACUUCUUGAGCAUUAUCAUACCAACCCGGUGUUACAAUGUUUUGUGCGACUUUUAUUAGAGAAUAAAGAAAGAAAGUUUUUAACAGAUGAUUCCGAUUUAUAUAGCUCAUUUUAUUCAUUGAAUGAAGCUCUUCCAAAAAUGAAAAAUUUUAAAAAAACUCGCGCCCUCAAUAGAUGGCAUCUUUACGUCCUACUUUUGCAGAAUCCUUCGCUUCAGAAAUUUCGAUCUCAUAGAAUUGUUUCAAAAAACGAUUCAACAAAGGAGAAAAAACCACAUAUUCUUUUUCGCACUAUUACGAAUCUAUGUUCAGGAAGUAAACAUGUUUUUAAUGAUUCUGAAUAUUUUGGUGAAAACAAUGAGUAUGCAAAUUCAACGCUGAGAAAAUUAUCGAAUUGGUCUACAGUUCCACUGGACAAUUCUAAUGCAAAUGGACAAUUCUAAUGCAGUUCUAAUUCUAAGUAUAUUGAUGCACUUGACAAACAUUAUUUGUAAUAAAAUUUUUUUAUUUUACACACGAAAGCAAACUACACUUUGUCUAAAA
This is a messenger RNA of Hydra vulgaris (swiftwater hydra), 2758 nucleotides long. Its product is annotated as stimulated by retinoic acid gene 6 protein-like. Gene Ontology annotation, cellular component: plasma membrane. Gene Ontology annotation, molecular function: signaling receptor activity; retinol transmembrane transporter activity. The record is from RefSeq and is a predicted model, not a curated record. Gene Ontology annotation, biological process: vitamin A import into cell. Lineage: Eukaryota; Metazoa; Cnidaria; Hydrozoa; Anthoathecata; Hydridae.